Messenger RNA from Trichomonas vaginalis G3, 1794 nucleotides. Its product is annotated as choline transmembrane transporter protein. Gene Ontology annotation, biological process: transmembrane transport. Gene Ontology annotation, cellular component: membrane. NCBI's taxonomy places the organism in Eukaryota, Parabasalia, Trichomonadida, Trichomonadidae. The transcript has a single exon. The record is from RefSeq and is a predicted model, not a curated record. Bases 1 to 1794 code for a protein of 597 amino acids. Gene Ontology annotation, molecular function: transmembrane transporter activity.
AUGUCGAAUCCUUAUGGUAAUGACGGAGGAUAUCCACCUCAAGAUGGAGGCUAUCCGCCACAACAGGGUUAUCCACCACAGCAGGGUUAUCCAACACAACAGGGCUAUCCACCACAGCCAGGCUAUCCACCACAAGAAGGAUAUCCACAGUAUCAGCAACAACAGCCGUAUCAAGGCGCUCCACAACAAGGCUAUCCACAGUACCAGCAGCCACCACCACAAAACUACCAGCAGGCUCCACCACAGUACCAACAGGCUCCUCCACCAGGUUACCAAACACCUCCACCAGCAAACGAGGCCAAUGUCAACUACAAGUACGAUGAUAUUGAAUACCACAACAUGCAGGUUAACCAGUGGUACUCAAUUCCAAACGAUGCUACAGAGCAUUACGAGUAUUGGAAUGGUGCUCAAGCAUUCGAGCCACAAAAGUUCUCCGGAAACACAAAGAAGGAGACAAAGUGGAACGACAAGGGCUGGGCUAUUGCUUUCUACAUCCAGCUCGCUGUUUCACUCAUCUUAACAAUAUUUUUGUUGAUUAAGGCCACGUCCAAGGGCAAGAGCUCCAACGCCAGAGGCUUAUUAGCUGAAAGCUCCACUGCUACAGCCAACCAGAUUGUCAUGUACAGUGUUGGAACUGGUAUUGGUAUUGGAGUUGUUAUUAAUAUUCUCCAUUUCGUUUAUGCUAUCUUUGGUGCCAAAAUCUACAUCCACCUUGGCUUAUGGCUUCCAUUCAUUAUCUGUCUUAUCAUUUGCGUCCUCAUUGCUUACUUCAUCAAAUUGUGGGCUAUUUUGGUUGUUCCAGCUUUUGUUGGUCUUAUCACAGUUAUCUGCUACUGCUGCCUCAGGAAGUAUAUCCCAUUCUCCGCUGCAGUUUUCAGAAAGACAAUGAAGCUCAUUCUUAAAUACCCAUCCCUCAUCUUCUUCACCUUCUUGCAGAUGGUUGUUUCUAUCAUUCUCAACAUCAUCUUCUCCAUCAUGAUCUACUGCACAUCCUACCUCGGCUACACAGCCUUCCUUUACAUUUGGGCCGUCUUCUCCUUCUUCUGGACCAACUUGACAUACUACUACGUCACAUACAUGACAGGUGCUGGACUUGCCGCCUCAUACUACUUCCUUAACGAUACAGAAUACUUCCCUAAGAACCCAGUUCUCCAGUCAUACAAGCGUGCCAUGACAACAUCAUUCGGCUCUGCCUCCGUCGCUGGAUUCCUUCUCGCUGUCAUCAAGACACUCAGAUGGCUCGUUGAUUCCAUCUCUACCAAUAACAUCAUCCUCUUUUUCAUCAUUCUCAUCAUCCAAUGCAUCCUUUGCAUCCUCGAGUGGAUCUUCAGCUUCCUCAACCACUACGGUCUCAUCUACUGCGCUACAUUCGGUGUCAAAUACUCCGAAGGCUGCCGCAGAUGGCUCGAACUCUCAUCCAAGAGGUUCGCCAACGUUAUCUGCUCUGGCUGCAUCAUCAACAUCUCUGUCACAUACAACUGGUUCGUUUUCUCUAUUUCAUCUGGUAUUCUCGGUGCUCUCAUCGGAUACUACGUCAUUGGCUCCAAGUAUAACAGCGAUGACCAAUACUCAUUCAUGGUCUUCUGCGCUAUCUUCACUUGCCUCUUCGCUUGCUUCAUCUUCAACGUUCUCGGUGCUCCAAUCGAAGUUAUCUCCGACACAUUGUUAGUUUGCUUCGCUGAACACCCAGAGAGAAUGAAGACAACAGCUAACGAUCUCUACCAGGAACUUGUUGAUCUCUAUGGAAGUGAACUCGCUCACAAGAUCGAGAAGCAAAAUAAAAAGAAGAAGUAA